This is a messenger RNA of Malus domestica (apple), 1761 nucleotides long. Its product is annotated as BAG family molecular chaperone regulator 8, chloroplastic-like. The record is from RefSeq and is a predicted model, not a curated record. NCBI's taxonomy places the organism in Eukaryota, Viridiplantae, Streptophyta, Magnoliopsida, Rosales, Rosaceae. Gene Ontology annotation, cellular component: plasmodesma. Gene Ontology annotation, biological process: protein folding.
GUCAUGGAAUCAAAUUCUACUCAAAGACCCAAACCCCCAUUUCCUCUACCAUAAACCCAUCAUUUCCUUCCUAAACUUCACCUUCUUGGCUUCCACAAAUGGCCUCCCACCACCACCUCCACCACCCUCACCCUCACCCUCACCACCACCAACCCCAACCCCCCACCACCGCCAUUUGCUGCACCAGCUCCUACAACACCUGCUGCUGCACCCAAUCCCACCAUCCCUGUCCACCACCACCACCAGCCACGGACCCACUUCUCCAAGCCCUCGCUUCUCAGCUUCUCCAGUCUAACCCACCAGAUCCCUACUCUCCCCACCCCAAUCACCACACCCACAAAUCCCACCACCCAAAACAUCGUUUCCACCACCAAGAACAGCAAGACCAACUUAUCUUCUCCCUCCUCUCCCGCAUCGAAGCCCUCGAAGCCUCCCUCCACCACUACUCCUCCUCCUCCUCCUCCUCCUCCUCCUCCUCCCACCGUUCCCACUCUCCGUACUCGCGGUCUCUCAGAGACUCAGCCGCCCGAGUGAUUCAAACCCACUUCCGUGCUUUCCUCGUUCGCAGAUCACAAACCCUCAGGCACCUCAAAGACCUCGCAUUCAUCAAGUCUGCUUUCACCUCUCUCAAAUCCUCGAAUUCCAGUGAAACCCACUUGGAUUUUCACGCCGUUUCUCAGAAAGCCAUCGAUUUACUUCUCAAGCUCGACUCGAUUCAGAGCGGCGAUCCGAUUGUUAGGGAUGGGAAAAGGUUGAUUAGCAGAGAUUUGGUAAGGUUUUUGGAGUUCAUUGAUGGGGUUGUUAUGAAAAGGCAUGGGCUUUCACUGAAAGCAGUGAAGAAUGUGAGGUUUGGUCAAAAUGUUAACAAAUCACGGGUUUUGCCCGCCAAGUGCGGUGGCGAUUUGGGAAGGGAUCAGAGGGAGAAGAUUGAGAAUUUGAGGGAUAGGAUCGAGAAGAUUCGUGGGUUUGCUAGAGUUUCGGAGAAUGAUGAGGAGGAUGUGGAGCUUGAAGGGUUUCAGCAUGUCAGUGACGAAGAUGAAGAAAACCUUAGACUUCGAUUUAAAAAUGGGGUGUUGGUGAAAAGGCAAGGGCUUCAACCUAAGGUCAAGAAAAAUGUGAGCUUUGCGGAAAAUGAUAAUGUGUAUCGGGUCAUUAGCAACUCCGAUGAACCGGUUUCGAGUGGGGAUGGGAGUGAUUCUAGUGAUGAUCAUGGAGAGCUUAUUGGGAACCUCUGCAGUGGGGUUGAAGAAGUUAAAGCGUUUGUUCAGGAGACUGAGGAGGAUGACGAGGAGGCACUCACGGAGAAUGGUGGAUCACCAGAGGCUAGUAGUGAUGGAGAAAGAAACCCUAGAGCCAGAAUGAUUCCGAGAAGAGAAGAUUUUUACGAAACCAAAGGCCAUGGUCAGGCUCGGAAUGAGUAUUUGUUAUUCUCAGCUCCUUUGCCACCGAAGAUGGAGUCGAAAGCUGAUAUGGUAAAGAGAAACAAGCCUGUGAAACUUGUGAAAUGAAUGGUUCAGUUUGUGUGUGGCUGUCGGGGUGGACAUUAGGUCUUCCCCAUCGUAUCAUCCGCAAAUGUCAUUCUAAUCAUUAGGUUUUGGUCGAUUAGUAGAACACCAAGAAAUAGAUGUCCGAUGGGGGUUUGAUCCUUUCCCUCGGCUGCUGGUAGAGGGAGUCCGAACACUGUUCCGUAAGAUGUAACCUUCCACCUAAAGAUUCUAUGUAUUUUGGAUGAUGAAUUUAACCAGAUUUCUUUCGACUCUU